AGUCCAUUUGCGGUAUUCGCAGCGAACGGAAGCUGAACUGUCGUUCUUGUGCGUCUCGAGGCCGGUGUGACGGGAGUGAGUGACAAGCCAAGAACAGUUAAGCAGAAAAUGUUUUAGGCGCUUCAAGUGUAAUGUUAUGUGAGAAUUGAAGAAAAUAAGUGAAAAUGUAAUGAAAUUCUAUGGAAAUCUAAUUCGAGUGGAAAAAAAGUAGACGUAAAGCAACUAAACAUACAGUGGCAACGUGCGUAAAUUGGCGUGAACAAUUGUUUUUAGCAAAAAAUUGUUGUUGUAGAAAAAAAAGAUGACAACAAUGCUUACAAUUUAAGCUUAAGUAAUUAAAGUCAACAUAUUUUUUACACCUUCAAAUCAAUGGUUUUACUUGCCUAAAUACCUCCACCAAUCAACUCAUCAAAAACAUGCAUCGUCAGCGCUUUAAAAUUGGUUAAAGCGAAGUGUAGACACACCAGAAAUGAUGAAACCGAAACUCAAGUUAGCUUUAAAUCAAAGUGAACUGCAUUUAUAGGAAGAAUUAAGUGUACCAUAAGAAAAUAAAAUAACGAAAAACCCGAAAGUAACAGCGAACACAGACGUAUCUAUGAAAAAAUGCCGCCUCUAAACGAAGUGCUACGAGUAAACUGGAAUUUGCAAAUCAUAUCAUGUAUCGUCGUACUGCUCACGACACACAGCAUACAGCUAGCUCACUGUAUCGACUGCUUCAAAUGCGUCUCAUUCAAUGGAGCCAACAAAGCAUGCGACGAUCCCUUUCACAACAACUACUCCACCGCCAUACUAGAGUCGCCAUGUAUGGGCGGACGAAAAGGACGUAACGGUCUAUUUCCGGCGACAGCCUGCAUCAAAAUCGCCGGGAUUUAUGAUGAUACUGGCGAAUCGAUAACGGUACGAGGCUGUGCGCUGGACAGCGGUACACUUACAACGGACACGGAAAUCAUACGUAUGUCACAUUGUGGCAAAUUCUACUACGAUGACAGAUACGUACAUGGCUGCUUGCAAAGCUGCAACGAUGCGGACGCAUGCAAUCAGGCGGUAGCCAACUAUAAAAGCUCGCCGCAAACACUGUGGCAACACUGCAGCUUUGCGUUAUUGACAUUCAUAGCGUUACAUGAACAUCUGCUCGGCCUAAUCAGGUAGCAGUGUAACGGUAGUUACUAGAACGUGUACGUUGGCACAACGGGCGAGGCGUGUUGGUAGUCAUAACUUGAUAGCAAGGCGCAGUGUUUGUAUUGUGGUAGAGUUACAACACACACAUACACAAGCAUAAAGACACAAUAUGAAUUUACAAAUAGGUUUAAGCGUUAUUCUGCUGCUUUACAACAAGCUCAAAAGCAAGCAAUUUACAUUCACUUCCACACACUCAUACAUCUGUAUAAAUACACACAUAUAUAUAUAGAUAUAUAUAUAUACUAUAUAAAACUGCAAGCUAUUCGAAUUGACAAUGCAUUGGAAAACAAAAACAAAACGCCAUCAAUUUUCAUUAAAUCAGAUUCGUGUGCAAGCAUAACGCUCACUAUGUUUUCCUAACGCAACGCACGAAAAUUUUUGCUUCGCAAAUAUCAUAAUUGGAAAUUUCUAUGUGAUCUGCACAAAAACAAGUUUAAAACUUACUCAAUAUAUACUCAAUUAAGUAUGUCAUAUGUAUAUACGUAGUCGUUAAACGAAACUUUUGAAGUGCUAUAAAUUAGUUUAUAAACUGAGUAUUGAUCUGAUCGUUAAAUUAGUAUGAAAAUUUUAAUGAAUUUCUUAUUAGUGGCUAUUGAUAGUAAUCUUCUUCCAAUUACUCCAUUUUAUUUCCGUUAUAAUUUCUUAUUUCAUUCCAACAUAUUUCACCGCAACUACAUCCUAAAUGUAUGCAACAGAUCAAGUCAUAUUGUGAAGCAUGAAACAAAUCAUCCUAAAAGUAGGCAAUUUCCUUCUUUCGUGGAAAAAAUUAUCAACAAAAUACUCCUCUCGCAAUAACUCUUUAUUUAAUAUUAUAAAAUGUUUAUUUACUUUGCACAGUUUUAAGAAAAUAAAAGCCCGGCGUUGCCUACAAUUAGGCACACUGCAAAGCUGCUAGCAUAUCGGUUAUAGCAAUAGAUAACAAUUUCGUGUUUUAAUUUUACACUGCUUCUUGAUAGGAAAAAAUACCGUUGAAGCAAAGCAAUGGCUUAAAAAUUGUUAUGUGGAUUCCGCAUCAUCAGAAACCACAAUACAACGUUGAUUUGCUGACUUAAAACGUGGUCGCAAAGACACCAAUGUCAGAGUAAGCUCUGUUCACGCGGCACCCACGCGUUUGCUGACUGUUGACGCUAAAGCGUUCUAAUCUGAACACUUUCUUCAGAGAUUACACCGCUACCUUGCACAAAAAUACAUGCCAAAUUUCUAGAAGAUAUCUCAGAAAAUGAAAAAGUUUUGCAUACAAGCAUUUGAUUCCGAUCGUUUAGUUGGUAUGGCAGCUUUAUAUUAUAAUGAUCCGGUAUCAAGAGUUCCGACAAACUAACAGAGAAAACGACGUGUGUGAAAUUUCAGAUCGAUAUCUUAAAAAUUUAGGAACAAUUACAAACUUAAUAUACCCUAUUCAGGAUAUAAAAAUCACAGUCGGGUUAAAUACAUUUGAAUUAUGGAGCAUUUAGAGCAAUCGCCUUACCAUAUGUAGUUUUCGUUACUAUUAUAAUGGUCCUAGUCGAAGUUGAGUUCGUGAUUUGUCAGCAAAACAUGAUCAUGGAAGAAGUCGGUUAGCCUGAGUUUGGUGCCGGAGUACCUUCAGCAUGAAGUCUGACGUUUGUCUUAGUUACAAUUUUUCUUUGAUACAGAAUCUGUCGAAAAAUUGAUACUUUGCAAAUUUGUUCGAAAUUCUGCUUUGUACAAUAAAUUAUAAUGAGCAACAUACUCCAAAUGCCACCCUAAACUUACUAGUAUUUUCUCAGUCGCUAUUAAAAUAUAUAUAUUUAAUUAUGUUGCAAUUAUUGCAAUCAGGAAAAAUUGGAAAGCUCUUCCAAAAUAAUGCGAUAUUUUCUUAGAGACCUUUCGUUUAACGGACGGGUCAAAAUGCACAAAAAAAAUUAACUAAUUAUUAAUUAAUUAAUCUCACUUAAAAUUAAUUUAUGGUAAUUAAAAGCAGUUUAGGAAAACGCUUGGUUUGAUCCAUUUUCAAGAAAUUUAAAAUCAAAAACUGAUUCAUUUAAUCGAUAACACAACUGAUUAUCGAUUAAAAUUUAACUAUACAAUUCUACUUAAAAAAUGUGAAACUAACUUCUUACAAUCAAAACUAAUUUUGGGACACAAAGUUAUUGAGCCAUAAUUUUAAAGUUUUAAUUUAAUUAGUCGGUUGUAAUAAGGAGCAUUCCCAGAUACUUAGUAAGUUUCCGUUUCUACCCAAUAACACGAAUUUUCAAAAUCCUAUAAAUUAAAGUUAAAUUCAGUCCCAAUAUUCCCUUCCCUUGCAGACAGGGAUAAGUAUCUAUACGGAUGGGUCCAAACUAGAUAAUCGAGUGGCAGGGAGUGCUUUUUCCGCAAAAUUAGAUACCAGAAUCGCCUUUCGACUACCUGACUACAGCAUUGUCUUUUAAGCGGAAAUCACAAGAAAUAAAGAAAGCCUUCUUGUGCUGACAAAGAGUGUGCUCACAAUAAGAAAUUUAUUUAUAUAUAUAGAUAGCCAAGCGGCUUUGAAAUCACUAGCUAGUCAAACGUGACAUGAUUUAACUGUGGGCCGCACAAGCCGAGUAUUAAAAUUCAAAAAUAAUUACGCAUUGUAGGACUGCUAACAGGUCACUGUCUAAUUGGUAGACAUGCCAGCAGAUUGGCAACACCAUAAAAUAACUAUUGUAGAAGCUGUCAGAGGUAGAAGAAGGAGAGACUAUAGAACAUGUUCUAUGCGAUUGCAAGACUUUGUUUAGGAAAAGAAUCACAACUAUCGGUCGAGAGUUUCUUGAAAAUAUUUCGGAGAUUGCACAAAAAAACUUUUUGUAUUGAUGGACUUCAUCAGGAGCAGAGAGAACAUAAUAGAGUGUGAUAGUUUUAAUUCCAGUGAUCCACUCUACAUACCUAACUAUAUUAACCGAUUAUCGCUUAAAAAUUCAACACAAUUAAGACAUUGUGUAACUAAAUUCUUGCUUUCAGAAAAAAAAUUCGUAAAACACCAAUUUUUUCCGUCGCUUGCUACCACUUUAAAAUUGUAAAUAAUUUUUAGUUGAAAUUUCUGCUAAAUUGUACAUCUAACCUACCUAGGACAUAUUAUAUAAACAUUAGCGCAUUAUAUAUUGCACGCGUCUACUACAACUCAAAUUGUAUAUACGAGUAUAUACAUAUAUACAUAUACUAUGAAACUAUAAUUUAAAAAAGCGUUAGAUUAUUGAAAAUUGUUUCGAAAUUAGUAAUUCGACAAAUGUAUGCCUCUUAGAAGUUUUUUCAAAGAUUUAAACAAACAACGCCCGAUUUACUUGUAAUUUCGCAGAAUAAAAACUUAACUUAAAUGAAUUGCGCAUUUUAGGAAAAUUUACAGCAAUUAAAUAAUAAUAAUUUCAAAUUGAUUUAGCAAAGACAAAGUGAAAUUAAAACACAAGAAAAUGCAUACGAGUAUUUAUUAUAAAACAAAACGAUUUUUUCAGUGAUUACGUGAAACAAUAAUUUUGCGCAAUAUGCAAUAUGUGUUACAUAAAAUUAAAAUAAAUACCGUAAUUUAAAACAUAAACAAGGAUUUGCAACACAACAAAUAAAAGGUAUAGCAUUUAGACUAGAUUAAGACAUAAACAUAAAACUGAAUUGACAUACGAUAAAAAAAUAUUUAAAAAAAUUGAGGUUAAAAAAUAAAAAUUAAUAAAAUUUAUUUUUCGCGCAGGCACUCAUUUUUCAGCGUUUUUCUAUUUGCACACAUAUAUUUACAAAUAGUUGUAUAUAUUAUAUAUAUAAUAUAAUGAAUUUCAUAUUGAACAAAACGCAUAUAUUUAAUAACUAUUGUUAAUAAGGCUACAAACGAUUGAGCUUUAAUGGUUUCCUAAACUCAACAUUCAGAACAAAAAAAUUGUAUAUAAGCUAAGCGGCUUUUGUUAGACCUUGUAUUGUACUUUUCUAUAAAAAAAAAAUCAAAAAUAAUUAGAAGUAAAUUAUUAAAAAAGGGCAUUCAGCUUGCAGCAAAGCAAUAAAAAUGCACAUUGCAUACACGAAAAGAAAAUUAAUCAAAAUAACAGAAUUUACACAUUUUCACUUAAACGCAACUAAAAAAAAACCCCGCAAGUGGCACAUACACAUAUGCAUAUUUAUAAAUCGCUUAUGUAAAUACAAAGAGUACUAGCAAUGCGAACAAUAGCUGUAAGUAGCCUAUUUUUCUAAUUAUUGGAGUAUUGCAAACAUUUAACGGUACAAUGGUUUAGCUUAUGAAUAAAAAAUCAUUAAAAAAAAUAAAAAAAUUUUCAAAAUAACAAAAUAAAAAUCACACAAAAGCAUCAAUAAAUUAAUAGUUAUAUAGCAAAUCAACGAGCGUUCUUUAUAUUCAUAUGCAUUAGGGUGUGCAUUAUUUCUCAAGUUGAUAUAUAUUAAGCGUUUUUUUCAUGUUCUGACAAAACUUAUCAUAGUAAUGUAAUUAUACAAUAUAUCAUUAAAAGGUAGAGCUUUCAACAAUUAUUUAAGCCAACUGAGUUUUAAAAAAAUUUUAAAUUUCGACUUGAGAACUUUUAUUGAAAAUUUGAAUUUUUUUACGGUAUUAAAACAAUAUAAGAAGAAAAAAUUACUAUAUUUUAAAUCAAAAAAAUAUAGAGUAUUUGGGACAUAAGAUAAUAAGUUUACACCAAAUUUCGUGAAAGAAAAACAUUUUUUGUACAAGAUAAAUAUAAAAAACCUUAAACUUGAUUAUUUGAAUAUACAUUUUGAGGUUAUGUGAAAAAAGUCUAUAUACAAAAGUUGUAGAUCUUUUUACUACUUCGGACUAGUUAUUUUGCCACAAAUGAAGAUAAACUGUUUUUGACACUUAAAAACUCAACCGCUCCCCUACCCUUCCUUUUCCCGACCACAGAUUACCCAUAAAUUAUUUUUCCUCUAAUGUUUGUAAUUUUAUCAUACGUUUCCGAUGGGUUAUUAUUUUCAAAGAUUUCUGCACUAGUGGAAAAGUAAUAUUUUAAUACAAAACUUUCCGCUCUACAAAAAAGGUCUUGAUGACUUUUUUCAUAAAAACAUUUCUUUAAAAGUUAUACUCAGUUAAAGUUAUACCUCAACUUGCUCAGGUCAGUUCACACAAAUUAUUUAUACAUUCUACAAGUAUGUUGCUCUCACUUUUUGGAAGCAAAUAUAUGCUUUGGAGAGAAAAAAAGUGUUGCAUGCGAUCAAAGAAUGCCAUGGUAAAUCAUAACAAAAGUAAAAUUAUUUAGACACGAUUUAAAUUGAAAAUAAAGAGCUUAUAUACGUUGGAUAAUUUUUUAGCGAAAAAUUGGGAACCUUAAGGGGCGCUUACAAAAAAAAUCAACUUGAGAAAUAACAUACAUUUUUAAACAUUAUCAAAUUGAAAUUAUGCACACAAAAAGAGCACAACAUGACAAAAACCGAUAAAAAAAAAACACAUACGCAUAUGUAUAAAUAUAAUAUAAACGAAAAAGCGCAUAAUCAAAUUUGCAUGCGAGCAAAUAAACUAACGAAAAAAAGAAGCGAGCGCGCGGCAAAAAAUCACAACCUAACCUAAAAACUGACAGAUAUCAAAAUGAUCAAAACACGCAAAACCAAAUCAGAAAUAUUUGCAAUAAAUGAAAAAAAGUUUACAUAAAUUAUACUAUUGAACGUUUUUACUACCAUUUACUAAAUAAAAAGCAAAACUUUAUAGAAUAAUAUGCAAAAAAAAAAAACCGACUUAAAUAAGUAUGUAUAUGAAAUAAUAAAAUGCGCAAUGAACUAUUGUUAAAUACUAAAUGCUAAAUUUAUAGUUAUUUACAUUUGUGUACUUAUAUAUACUCAUUUAACAAAACACUUAAAUCUUACUCAGUCAUUGUUAUAAUUUAAUUAAAAUAUAACAAAAAUAAGUUUCAGCUGUAGUAAAUAUGUAUUUGAGCAUUUAAGCUAGCAAAUUUCAAACAGGAAGCGCGUGAUAUCAAUAAAAUUCUAAAAUAAACAAAUAUUCACUUCGUACUCACAUUA
Molecule: messenger RNA, 7113 nt
Organism: Bactrocera oleae (olive fruit fly)
Lineage: Eukaryota; Metazoa; Arthropoda; Insecta; Diptera; Tephritidae
Source: RefSeq, a predicted model, not a curated record